AUGUCAGAACCUGGUAAGUUUAGUAGUCUUCACGGUAGGGAUGUGGAAUUAGUGCCAGUUGAACGUCGAGCUCCCAUCUACCACCGAAAUGCCGCCAAGAAAGCAAUAUCUAACAUAGCAAAAGCUGAUGAAACCGGAGGGGGAGGCGGACCGAGAAGGUCUUCAAGAGCUACUAAAGGAAAGAAUUCCAGACUUGAAGAGCGCGAUAAGCUAGAAGAAGAAGCCAAGAAAAUCAAGGCUGAAAAAGAGAAAAAACGAGUUGAAAAAGAAGAGAAGAAAAAAUUGGAAGAUGAAAAGAAGAAGGAUAGCAAAUCCCAAGCUACUGCUACUGCUACUGCCAAUAAAGUUAAUAAUUCAGACAGCAGCGAAGCAAUUCCGAAAAAGAAAAGAGGACGCAAGAAGAAAGACAGCGAGAGAGAAACUGAUGAAAAUGAUGGCGAAGUCAACUGUAUUUGUGGAGCCACUUCGGUUGAUGACGAUGAUGACCGCGUCAUGGCAGAAUGCGAAAAGUGUUUAAAAUGGCAACACGUAGUUUGCAUGUUUGGAUUUGAAGACGAGCGGGUUGUACCAGAGAAAUAUCAAUGUCAUGUUUGUGAUCCAUCAAGUUAUGAAGAAUUACUGAACAAGCCUAAGCAAGAAGAGGAGGAAAAGUCAGAGGAGAAUUCUGAGAAGCAAGAGCCCAUCAAAGCUGAAUCAAAAGAGAUCAGAAAGAGAAAAUCUGGAAGUUUAGGAGCUACUGAUAAUGACAGAGAAACUGAGAUUAAACAGGAAAAGUCAAAGAAGCGGAAGACCAGUCUGACAGACACCACAGGGCCAAUUAUCGCUCAAGUCGACGAGUCAACUAAAGUGGCAUCUGUUUUAGAGCCAAAAAAUGGGUCAUUUAAUGAAUCACCUAAUAAGCAGACUUCUUCCAGUGAGGAUGCCACUAAUACUGCCGUCAGCGAGCCAGUCAGUUCAGCAGUGGAUGCGACGCCAUCACCAACCUCGGGUAAUACUGAUCAAGCAACUAGACCAUCAAUUACUACCGAUAAAAACAAGGACUCAAGUUCAUUUGUAGAUCUUGGCACCAAAAAAAUUGCUGACUUGCAAGACAAAGUACGCCGGUCAGUUGCAACUGCAUUAUGUGGCAUCUUUAAGAAUAAUAUUCUGCCAGAGGCUGUUAAGAAGGGGGUGAUUGAUUCCUCUUCGAAUAUUGACGGACUUGCGGAAAAAUUCAGCGUUGAAAUCGAGGAAUCACUUUACGAACACCUUGCAAUGAAACCUUCAGGUUCAUCUAAACCUAAGGAUGUGGGUCCGAAAUACAGAGACAAGUUCCGUACUUUAUCGUUCAACCUCAAAGACGACAAAAAUCCAGAAUUUAGAUUACGAAUUGCAACAGGACAACUGACCGCAGAACAACUUGUCACUCUAACUAACGAGGAGAUGUUGAAUCCUGAGCUACAGAAGUUGGCUGAAAGUGUCCGUAAAGAGAGCAUUAGAGAGUCAGUUUUAAAAGUAGACACAGCACCUAGACUACGAAAGACGCACAAAGGAGAAGAACUAGUGGGAGGGGACGAAGCUUUGGAUUUGCAACAAGUGAAAGAGGAUGCAUACGAACGAGAUGAUGACAAGGGCAAUGCCAAUAACCGAGAAAUGCUGUUAAAUGCAGAAACUUUCCGAUCAGAGCGAAGCCAAUCAGUAGAAAGGGAUUACGAUUCAGGUGGUAAUAUGGAUGUGGUUUCAUACUCACCACCCGGUUCUCCAGAAAAUGAAGAAUACGACAUUGAUGAUGACGAUUUCAAUCUAAGUAACAUUGAGGAACAGGGCAAAGAAAAAGAGAAACAAAUGGAAAAGCCAAAUGACCAAGCUGACCAUUUAGCUAGUAGUAAUAAUAAUAACAUAAAUAGUGAUAUAACUGGUCCUCCUCUAAUUUGGACAGGUCAUGUUACUAUGCCAGGAGUUGCCCAAUUUCCCGGGUCGGCAACUCACAUUGCUGGUGGGGGCAAUUUUGACCCUACUAGCAACUGGAAUCAAGUGUUUAAUUUGGAUGCUCCCAUAGUGAUUGAUGGACGACUGGAUGAUACUAAGGCUAUUCCCUACUUACGCAAUGUUCGACAUUCAAAGGACAUAGUUGCUUUCGUACUGAAAUCAGAUGAGAUUAGUAAUCCAGGGCAACCUAAUGCUGGAGACGAACUCUUUGAUUACUUCCAUUCUCGACACAAAUAUGGCGUUAUUAAGCACCGUCAUAAAAUCGUAAAGGAUGCUUACAUUGUUACAGUAGGAGCAAAUGACGAGAUACCGGACUAUCUCACACUAUCAGGGGAACAACUGGGAUAUCUACGACACUUGCAAGCUACGACUGGCAAUGUUAUUUUGGGAGUUUUUGUGGUACAACCGUUCAAAGCUGGAGUUCGACAGUCGACGACUCCACCAGCAGUAACAGCUGUUUCAACAUCAACACCACCUGCUACCAGUGCACCACUUUCGACUUCGGAAUUCUCGUUACUUCAAGGAAUUCUAGCAGGUAACAAUGGUAGCGCGAGUCAGAGCACGAGUGGACUCCCUUCAAACCCCCAGUCACUGCUCGACUUACUACAGCAGACCACGGGCUCCAACUCGAAGUCCAAUGUAUAA
This is a messenger RNA of Sugiyamaella lignohabitans, 2613 nucleotides long. RefSeq names its product Bye1p (gene BYE1). Gene Ontology annotation, biological process: DNA-templated transcription; transcription elongation by RNA polymerase I; transcription antitermination. Gene Ontology annotation, molecular function: RNA polymerase II transcription regulatory region sequence-specific DNA binding. Lineage: Eukaryota; Fungi; Ascomycota; Dipodascomycetes; Dipodascales; Trichomonascaceae. Bases 1 to 2613 code for a protein of 870 amino acids. The record is from RefSeq and is a predicted model, not a curated record. Gene Ontology annotation, cellular component: nucleus. The transcript has a single exon.